This is a messenger RNA of Ilex paraguariensis (yerba mate), 300 nucleotides long. The record is from the annotation of a GenBank genome assembly. Lineage: Eukaryota; Viridiplantae; Streptophyta; Magnoliopsida; Aquifoliales; Aquifoliaceae.
AUGCAAGCAAUGCAAUCCCAACUAGAUGAGCAAUUUAGUAGACAUAAGGCAGAGAUGGAGGCUCAGCAGGCACAAAUGGAGAAGCAAAUGAGUCAGAUGGAAGCUAAGUUUGAGGCUCAACAAAGACAAUUUGAGGUUUUUCUCGUUCAAAUGCGUGCAAUGGGUAUGCCUAUUCCUGAACCAGCUCGCAAAAACACAAAUCCACUUCCGGUUGAAAAGGUACCUGAUGCAUCUAGUACUCACAAUAUAAACUCCCAUCGAUCAUCAAUGAGGAGUGAGUCAAGAAGUCCGGCAGUGUGA